AUGAAAAAACAUUUUAUUACUUAACUUAUUGUUUAUGGGUUUUUUAUUGCUAUUUUGACGAUGAGUUCAAUUGAAAUAGUGCUAAGCAAUAAUUUCAUCAGCACAUUUAACAAUUAUUUGAUGUAUAAAAAGAUCAUAUUAUUUAAGUUGACUGGAGAUGAAACAAUAGUUAAACCUUUAAUUAAUGUUGGAAUUCUAUUUAAUUGGGUUUUUAUUUGUUUGACUGUAUUGGAUUUGCUACUUUAUGCCUUUUAAAAUCACAUGAGUAAAAAAUAUAAUCCUUUUGUUACUAUAUUUUCUACAAUAUAGUUUAUAGCUUUUACUGUAAAAAUUGUUUUGUAUGCUGCUUGGGCUAGCUAAAAUAGUAGUUAAUACACUCCUUAUACACAAAAUUAAACUUUUUGCAAAUAAUUAAAUAUAAUAGUUAACAAGCAAGCUUAAUAAACAAUGUGCAGCUUUGCUGAUGAGUGGAUUUAUUUUAUUUAGUUGAUAUUUCCUUACACUUUAGGUUUCAUUUUGAUAUAUUGUUUAUUCUUAUCUAUCCUUUUCAAGUCUCAAAAGUAUGCACAAGAAAGUCUUAUUAAAAAAAAUGAAAUUCAUGAUUUCAACAAUUAAGGAUCAUUUAAUAUGUCAGAAAAGUUUUUAGUAUCCCCAUAAGCGAGAUCUUAUUCGAAUUGA
This is a messenger RNA of Tetrahymena thermophila SB210, 678 nucleotides long. RefSeq names its product transmembrane protein, putative. NCBI's taxonomy places the organism in Eukaryota, Ciliophora, Oligohymenophorea, Hymenostomatida, Tetrahymenidae. The transcript has a single exon. The record is from RefSeq and is a predicted model, not a curated record.